AUGUCCGCCCCAUCCGACCUCUCCAUAACCCUCUACUCCAACCCCAGCUGCCCCUACGUCCACCGAACCCUCAUCACCCUCCACGAACUAAACAUCCCCUUCACCCCCUCCUUCAUCGAUCUAAACACCCCCCGCCCAGAAUCCUACCUAAAAAUAAACCCAAGGGGCACAGUCCCCGCCCUAACCUUCACCUCCCCAUCCUUCAACAACGGAAAACAAGUAAUCGUAAACGAAAGUUUGAUAAUAGUCCAUUUCCUCACCGAUCUAUUUCCAAACCAUUUAAUUCCUUCACCAGGAAGUUUGGGAGGCGCUGCUGAGAGGGCUAGGAUUUUGUUUGUUAUUGAUACUUGGGGGAAUAAAGUCGGUACUACGUUUAUCAAGGCUGCGUUGGCUAGUGUGGGUGAGGAGGUAGCUGCGAAGGAAGCUGUUGAUACUGCUGUUGCUGCUGUUGAGAAGGAGAUUGAUCCUUUGUUUGCGAAGUUGGAGGGGGAUGGGGAUGGUCCUUUCUUGGGUGGAAGGGAUAGGUUCACACUUGCUGAGGUCGCAAUCGCCCCAUUCAUCAUUCGCAACUUCUCCCAAUCAAGCAAUGGUAUCCUCUCACCAACAUUCAAGGAAAAACUCCUCGCCCUACCAAACUUUGGGAAAUGGGCGACGGCUGUUCUCAAGAACGAGAGUUUGUUGAAGGAUUGGGAUGAACCCACGUUCUUAGAGGGGGCUAGGAAGAAGUUGCAACAGUUCAAGGAUGGAACCUUUAAGCCUAAGGUUUAG
This is a messenger RNA of Orbilia oligospora ATCC 24927, 768 nucleotides long. RefSeq lists its product as uncharacterized. The record is from RefSeq and is a predicted model, not a curated record. The transcript is spliced from 2 exons. Bases 1 to 768 code for a protein of 255 amino acids. NCBI's taxonomy places the organism in Eukaryota, Fungi, Ascomycota, Orbiliomycetes, Orbiliales, Orbiliaceae. Gene Ontology annotation, cellular component: cytoplasm.